AUGGCUAAACAAAAGAUUGCAGUUGUUGGUGCUGGGUUGAUUGGCCUCUCAACAGCAGUGUACAUUUCAGAAUCUAUCUCCAAGUGCUCUGUGACUGUAAUUUCGGACAAAUUUACUCCCAACACAACGAGCGAUGUAGCAGCUGGAAUGCUUAUUCCACACACUUAUCAAGGCAUACCAAUUCAUCAGCAGAAGCAGUGGUUUAGGGAGACCUUCGACUAUCUUUUUGAAAUCAAUAAUUCAUCGGAGGCUUCAGAUGCUGGCAUUAAUCUGGUGUCUGGCUGGCAGAUCUUUAAAACCAUUCCUGAUGAAGUGCUACCAUUCUGGUCUGAUGUUGUCCUGGGAUUUCGCUCAAUGACUGAAGAGGAGCUGAAGAAAUUUCCACAGCACAGAUUUGGUCAGGCUUUUACUACACUGAAAUGUGACUGCCCGUCCUAUCUGCUAUGGUUGGAGAAAAGGUUGAAAGGAAAUGGCAGCCAGGUGUAUGCUAGACGAAUCGAAGAUCUGUGGGAACUACAUAGCAAAUAUGACAUCGUUGUCAACUGUUCAGGCAUUGGAUCCAGAGAACUCAUGGGUGACUUGGAGAUAUACCCUGUCAGAGGUCAAGUACUCAAGGUCGAUGCUCCUUGGGUGAAUCACUUCAUCCGGGAUGGGGAUGGUUUAACCUACAUCUAUCCAGGAAUACACAAUGUAACAUUAGGUGGGACAAGGCAAAAGGACAACUGGAGCUUGUCCCCAGAUCCUAGAAGUAGCAAAGACAUAUUUGACAGAUGUUGUGCUCUUGAACCCUCACUUCAAAGAGCCCAGGACAUAAAGGUGAGGGUGGGUCUGAGGCCAUCCAGGUUAGCUGUGAGACUGCAGAAAGAGAUACUGGUCCAUGAUGGGAAAAAACUGCCCGUGGUCCACAACUAUGGACAUGGUUCGGGUGGCUUUUCAGUGCACAGGGGCACUGCUAAAGAGGCUGCUCGACUGGUGGGAGAAUGCAUUGCUGCUCUGGAAGGCUCCUCUUUGAAGGCAAAGUUAUAA
Molecule: messenger RNA, 1026 nt
Organism: Emys orbicularis (European pond turtle)
Lineage: Eukaryota; Metazoa; Chordata; Testudines; Emydidae
Gene: DDO
Product: D-aspartate oxidase
Exons: 4
Coding region: 1-1026 (341 amino acids)
Biological process (GO): D-amino acid catabolic process; L-aspartate catabolic process
Cellular component (GO): cytoplasm
Molecular function (GO): D-aspartate oxidase activity; FAD binding
Source: RefSeq, a predicted model, not a curated record